UCCACUUAACUGAUCUGAGGAUAUUGGAAAGACUCCAAGAGAGAGAAAGAAAAGGCAGGAGGAUGGUGGGCCUCUGGAUAUCUUUACUUGCUCUCCUGGUGGGUCUUCUGAUUCAGUCCUAUCUGAAAAUGCUGAUGAACCGUAGAAAGUUUCCACCUGGACCCCUUCCUCUACCUCUCAUUGGAACCCUGUGGUGCACUGGCAUCCGAUUUUCUACAGAUACUCUCACAAAGUUCACUCAGAAAUAUGGAAAUUUUGCCACGAUAUGGAUAGGACCUUUCCCCAUCGUAAUUCUGUCUGGAUUCCAAAUAGUUAAAGAAGGCUUGAUCAACCAUUCGGAAACGCUAGCUGACCGACCAGUGACCUAUUUUGUUUUACAUGCCUUUAACAGAAAGGGCAUUGGAUUCGCAAACGGUCAUGGCUGGAAACAACAGAGACGAUUUGGCAUAAUCACUAUGAGGAAUCUGGGGCUGGGGAAGAAAGGAAUGGAGUUCCAAAUUGAAGAAGAGGCCCGCCGGCUUGUGGAGACCUUUUCACAAACAGGUGGGCAGCCAUUUGAUCCUUCACUGUUCAUCAGCAAUGCCAUCUCCAGUUUGAUAAGCACCGUGAGCUUUGGAUACAGAUUUUCCCAUGAAGAUGAAAUGUUUCAGAAACUGAUGGAAAGCAUUGAUUCCUUGGCACAAUUUGGAGUCUCCUUCUCUCAUGCUCUAUACACCACUUUCCCUUGGAUCAUGAAGUAUCUCCCAGGGCUUCACCAACGGACACUAUCCUGUGUGAAAAUGGCACUUUCAUUUGCAAAAGAGGAGAUACAGAAGCACAAGGAAAACCAGGACCUGCAUGAUCCCCAGGAUUUCAUUGAUUACUAUCUACUUCAAAUGGAAAAACAUCAGAGUAAGGAUGAUGCCAACUCUACCUUCAGUGAAGACAACCUGGCCCAAUGCAUUAUGGAACUCUUCAUUGCUGGGACAGAGACCACCUCCAGUACUCUCCAAUGGGCACUGCUCCUGAUGGUCGCUUAUCCUGAUAUCCAAGAAAGAGUCUACAAAGAGGUGGAAGACGUGUUGGGUUCCUCUCACUCAGUCAGCUAUCAAGAUCGGAAGAAAAUGCCUUACACCAAUGCUGUGAUUCAUGAGGCUCAGCGGGUCAAAUAUAUCUUACCUGUUGGGGUCCCCAGACGGUGUGCGAAGGAGUUGCAUAUGCUUGGUUAUCACAUCCCAAAGAAAACCCUUGUUGUUACAGAUCUGAAUUCUGUUCUUUGUGAUCCCAAGCAAUGGGAGACGCCUAAUGAAUUCAACCCAAACCAUUUUUUGGACAAGGAAGGGAAAUUCAUCACUAGAGAAGAAUUCUUGCCAUUUGGAGCAGGGGCUCGAACUUGCAUGGGAGAACAGAUGGCAAGGAUGGAGCUCUUCCUUUUCUUCACCCACUUGAUGAGAACAUUUAGAUUUCAACUUCCUGAAGGAGUGAAGGAACUCAAUCAAGAUCCCGUUGUUGGGCUAUCAAUGCAUCCGCACCCUUAUAAACUCUGUGCUAUUCCCCGCAGUAGUUUAUGAUAAAAUGAAUGAAAAUUUAUUCACAGUGGCUUAUUUAUUACUAUACAUUUCUCCAUCAUUCUUCUAGCAGUUCUCCAAUGUUCUGCCAUGACCCACUUGUUCCUUCAAAUCGGGAUGUUUUAGAUGUUCUCCAGUUUGUCAUAACUUCAAGAUGAUGUAUUAUGCAACUCUCAUUUAAGACAGAGCUUAGGCGCACCCUCUCAUUGGUUGCUCUUGUUUACUUGUGUUUAAUUUCAUGGCUGGAGGAAAACUUGGGACUGUUUAUAGCAGUGUUUCUCAACCUGGGG
This is a messenger RNA of Anolis sagrei ordinatus, 1837 nucleotides long. The record is from RefSeq and is a predicted model, not a curated record. Lineage: Eukaryota; Metazoa; Chordata; Lepidosauria; Squamata; Anolidae.